GGAAAGCGACUGAUGUAACGGACAUUGCAACAACUCCCUAUAAAGAUACUUGGUUUAACACAGAAACAAAAUUUAUUCUCAACACAACGCUAAAGACAAUUCUACCAACCAAACAACAACAAUAGAGAUGAUGAGAAAGAGAGCAAGUGUGAAGAAAGAGGAGUUAAACAGAGGAGCUUGGACUGAAAAAGAAGACAAGAUCCUUAAAGACUAUGUCAUGAUCAAUGGUGAAGGAAAAUGGAGCACACUCCCAAACCAAGCUGGUCUCAAGAGGUGUGGCAAAAGCUGCAGACUUCGAUGGAGGAACUACUUGAGACCAGGCAUAAAGCGUGGAAACAUCUCAUCUGAUGAAGAAGAACUCAUAAUCCGCCUCCAUAAUCUCCUUGGAAACAGAUGGGCGUUGAUAGCUGGGAGGCUUCCAGGGCGAACAGACAAUGAAAUAAAGAACCACUGGAACACAAACCUCCGCAAAACACUUCCAAAAUCACAAACCAACCAACAGAAAAGUAUAAAAGAUUUCAACAGCAACAACAUGAAUAAAGUAUGUGUUAUACGUCCGAAGGCGAUUAGGUUCCCAAAGACUCUGACAAUUCAGAAGCAGAGUAGUAUUGGUUGUACCAGUCUUCUUACUGUGAAGGAAAACGUGAUGGAUCAUCAAGCUGGUUCGCCUUCGUUGUUGGGAGAUCUUAAAAUAGAUUUCGAUAAAAUCCACUCUGAGUUUCUCUUCUCUGAUUUGAUGGACUUGGAUGGUUUGGGUUGUGGAAACGUAAUGUCUCUUGUUUCAUCUGACGAGGUGUUGGGAGAUUAUGUCCCUGCUGAUGCUUCGUGUCAUGGUAAUCUUGAUCUCAAUAGACCUUUCACUUCUUGUCUUCAAGAAGAUUGUCUCUGGAACUUUAAUUGUUAGACCGUACAUAAAUCUUCAUCUAUUUCGUCUACCUGUACGAACAAAAGUAUAUAUUUAUAUUUUGUUUGAACGCUUCUAAUUACUAGUAAUUUUUUUUUGCUU
Raphanus sativus (radish) is the source of this 1006-nucleotide messenger RNA. RefSeq names its product transcription factor TT2. The transcript is spliced from 3 exons. NCBI's taxonomy places the organism in Eukaryota, Viridiplantae, Streptophyta, Magnoliopsida, Brassicales, Brassicaceae. The record is from RefSeq and is a predicted model, not a curated record. Bases 128 to 904 code for a protein of 258 amino acids.